This is a messenger RNA of Lotus japonicus, 1389 nucleotides long. RefSeq lists its product as uncharacterized. NCBI's taxonomy places the organism in Eukaryota, Viridiplantae, Streptophyta, Magnoliopsida, Fabales, Fabaceae. The record is from RefSeq and is a predicted model, not a curated record. The coding region runs from base 1 to 1389 and encodes 462 amino acids. The transcript has 2 exons. Gene Ontology annotation, molecular function: nucleic acid binding; RNA-DNA hybrid ribonuclease activity.
AUGGCACAACCGAAGGAGAAAGGAGGUCUUGGUUUUCGCUCUUUUCAUGCUUUUAAUACGGCGUUGUUGGCCAAACAAUGGUGGCGUUUGAUGACGGUGGAGAAUUCUUUGAUGGCGAGAGUGCUUAAAGCAUGUUAUUUUCGACAUUCACCCCUGAUGGAGGCUACUAAAGGCUCUCGGCCAAGCUACACCUGGAGUAGUAUUAUGGGGGCACGAUGGGUGCUGGAUAAGGGCUGUUUGUGGCGGGUUGGUACAGGAGAAAAUAUUAAUAUUUGGUCUCACCAGUGGGUGCCAGGGGCGGCGGGUUUCAGAUUGUUCUCUGGCCAUAAUUAUAGGCCUGGUUUACAAAGAGUUUCUCAGCUCUUGUUGCCAGGCAGGAGGGAGUGGAAUCAUGCUCUCAUUCGUCAAGUAUUUGCUCCUCACGAGGCUAGUCUUAUUCUUCAGAUUCCAGUUUCGGGAAAUGCUCUGGCUUCAUCCUCUGGUGCAAUUUCAGGAAUUUGGAAGGUUCUUUGGCAAACAAAAUCUAUCCCUCGAUGCAAGGAGCUUCUUUGGCGGGCCUGCCAUGAUAUUGUCCCUGUGCGUGCUGUCUUGGUGAACCGUGGCAUUGUCACGGAUUCUAUAUGCCCUCUUUGUGGAGAUGACGACGAGACUUUGGUUCAUGCUUUCUUUGGGUGCUCGGAGGUGGCACCGGUUUGGUUCAGCUCUCCUUUGUUUAUGGACUUUCGUCACGUCCCAGAUAACUUCUCCUUGGUUCAGUGGUUGUCUCAGAUUUUGAAAGAAGGAGAUGAUUGGCUUGCUGAUUCUGUUUUCACCUUGUUGUGGGCAAUUUGGGAGCGGCGAAACAAAUGGUGCUUUGAUCACCAGUGGUACCCGUUUGAUUUUGUGCUCCGUCGGGCUUCUUCCUUGGCGUCUGUGGGCUUUACCGUUGGUGAUGAAGGAUCUGUUCUGCAUGGACAGCGCCGCGAGGGAGGCAACGCAACUUGGAGACCACCACAGUCGGGGAUUAUAAAGGUUAACGUUGAUGCUUCUGUCUCGGCUGGCUCACUUAUGGGAUAUGGCUAUAUUGCUAGAAACUCGAGGGGAGAAGUGCUUGCCACUGCUGCUGCAAAAUGGCCAACAGCGUCGACGGUGGCUCUUGCAGAGGCGAUGGCAUUGAGGUGGGCUUUGCAAUUGUCCUUGGACUUGGGUUUUUUUGCGGUGGACGUUGAGAUAGACAGCAAGAUGGUGGUUGACGCUUGGAGUAAUCAUAGCCGGCAGUGCUCUUAUUUAGCUCUAGUUGUUUCAGAUUCGGUUUUUAUUUCUCAGUCUUUUCACAGUUUUUCUUUAGCUCAUGUUUUGCGAGCAAGCAAUAUGGCGGCGGACUUUUUAGCCAAAUUUGCUUUGUCUUAG